AGAAGCAGUAACUUCCGGCAGGAGAGAGCCGAAGAACACUUUCAGUUUCAGUCCUAUGCCGUACUGUACGUAUGCGCUGUAUUUAUUAGCUUACCUAUGGCUUAAUAUUAAUUCACCACACAACGUUAGACUUUUGCUAUUUAAAAUGGCAGACGAUGGAAUCGACUACAAUAUCGUGUUUCCCGACGCAGAGACUUCCGAGGCACACUGGCAGGAAACAAAGGAGCCAGUGGUGAUUUUGCUGGGAUGGGCAGGCUGCAAAGACAAACACCUCACCAAGUACAGCGCCAUCUACAACGAACAGGGCUGCGUCACCAUCCGCUACACGGCCCCUCUCAAGACGGUCUUCAUCUCGGAGUCGUUCGGAUACAAGGAACUUAAAAGUACAGCCCUCAAGUUGCUGGAGAUCCUCUACGACUAUGAGGUGGAACACAGUCCUAUUUUCUUCCACGUGUUUAGUAAUGGUGGCUUUAUGCUGUACAGAUACAUUGUGGAGCUCCUCCACAAGGACCAACAAUUUAGUUCCCUGUGUGUUAUCGGGGCCGUUGUGGACAGUGCCCCCGGUAGCGGGAACGUCCUCGGGGCUGUGCGGGCGCUGACCGCCACUUUGGGGCCUAAAGUAAGUCCCGUUUUGAAGUACCUCCUGCUAGCGCUCUUCGCAGUGGCCGUCUUCCUGUUGCGAGUGGUGCUCUACCCGUUGACAAAGUACGUGCACAAGAACCACUACGACGCCGUGCGAGAGAGGCCGCCCACCUGGCCGCAUUUCUUCCUCUACUCCAGCGCGGAUCAGGUGAUCAGGCCAAGCGACGUCAGGCACUUUGUGGACACGCUCCGUUCGAAAGGCGUCCCGGUGGACGCGUACGAUUUUGUGUGCAGCGCCCACGUCUGUCAUCUCUGGGAACGGCCAGAGCGGUACACGUGCAAAUGUCGUGACUUCCUUACAGCUUGCAUGAAGGACACGGCGAGGAGGAGACACCGGCUUCGGGAUCAGUGACGCUUGUACUGUAACCAUUGCACUCAGUCAUUGUUUUGUGGCGAUUCAACCGUAAAGCAAUGGAAUCGGCUUAGCCGGAGGUGUAGUCGUUUGCCGCCCACGUCCACUCAAGUGCUUUUUGUGACAAAUCAGGUAGUCGCUACCCACUGGAUAAAUGCGACGAAAGAUCGUAAAAAGGUUUUUAAUAUUUGUUUCAUGUGUGAUGCAUUGCAGGAAGGCACCAGCGGAAGUCUGGAGCUGCAACAGUUGAAUGAAUCGACAGCUGUUUUGAUAUUUUUGAUUUAAAAACGUACAUAUCCUCUGAUUUCAGCACCUCAAAUGCGAAUGCUUGUUAAUGUCCUACGUCAUACAUGAAAGCAGAGCUAUUAUCUUUGUGUUUUAGGCAAAACAAAACAUUCACACGCAUCAGCUUUGACUUUGGAAAACACUGACGGACGUUUUUUGCCUUUUUUCUGAUAUGUUGUGGAGGAAACCACCACUGGCUGUUUGUUUGCUUCAUCCAGGAAAGGGGUGUCCAAAGCCUGGGACACAUUCUAAAAAUAUUGUUUUGAACAGGAAAACACACCAAAAAAAACCCAGCAAAUGUAGAAAAAUCAGCUGUAAAUUUACAAAAAUAAAGUAAAAAAAAGAGAAAAAAGUUGUAAUCUGAGAAGAAAGUCGUAAUAUAAUGAGAGUAAAAUUGUAAUAUGAAUAGGAAAAUACUGUAGUAGCAUGAAGUUGAAACAGGAAUUUAAAAAAAUCUUCUGGUCUUUUUGACUAUGUGGUAAUAGCAUGGAAAACAAACAACAUAACAAAUAAAGUUUUUGGGAAAGGAGUUUGCGGGAAAAAGUUCCAAUGUUACAAGAAUAAAGUCAUAAUUGUGAGGGGGAGGGGGGAAUUCCAAGAAGAAAGUUGAAAGAGUCGUAAUUUUCAGAGAAUCACGUCGGGGAAAAUAACAUCAUUUUAGUAGCGUAGAAUCUAAAUAUCAACGGAAAAGGAGGGUUUUUAUUUUGAAGUUGUUAUAUUAUGAGAAAACAUGAAGUUGGAUUUUUUUUAUUACGGGGGGGUAUAUUAUGGGAAUAAAGUUCUAAUAUUAUGAGAAGAAAAUGUACCAGAAGAAAGGUUAAAUAGAAAAUAAAAGCUGUAAUUUUACGAGAAUAAAGUCACUUUUACAAAAACUUGUAAUAUGAGAAUAGUCAGUAAUAUGAGCAGAGUUUUAUCUUUUAGACUUGCUGAUAUGGCAAACAAAACAAGAUAAAGUUGUAAUUUUUGGAAAAUUAGGUUGGGGAGGGGGAGUUAAGUCAAAAUAUUUUGGGCAUAAAGUCAUAAUUUUACCAAAAGAAAAUGUACGGAGAUUAUUUAAGAAGAAAGUUAAAAUAUUUGGAAAAUAACUAAAAAAAAAAAAAAACAGCAAAAGCGAGGGGAAAAAAGUGAUUGUGAUAUUAAUGAUAUGCUUUUUCCCCUACAUGACGAAGCUGAGAUAUAAUAUAUAUAACGAAUAUUUGACUUGUCAGCAUAUCUAAAUGUGUUGCUUUGCUUUGCAAAAUAACAAAGUGGAAAAGUUGCAUGCUUUCUUUUUUCACUUUGUGGCCCUCGAUGGGGAAAAGCAACAACCUUUGGACACCCCUGGUCAAGGACCCAACGCAGGGGUGUCCAAAGUGUGGCCUGCAGUUUUUAGUUUUUGUUUUUAAAUGGCCCUUAACACAUUUUUAAAAGACAUCAAAAAUUGAAGAAAGGAUCAGUGCAAUAAUCCUUUGCAAUAUUGCGGUUCGAUCAUCGCUCCCCUGCUGUAUGACGAUGUUUCAAAAAUGAAUAAGGAAAUGAUCACUGUUUUGUGGUUGAAUACGGCCUAUUAUUGUUGAGAGAGGCCCUAGACUAGUGACUAAGGUUUAGGGUUUUCCCUUGGGGUUUUCUUCACGUGUACAUUGCUUAUGUACUCAUAUGCUGUUUACUUUAUUGGGUAAUACAAGUGUAAAGCCAUUUAAAACACCAGAAAAAAACAGCAAGGAACUUCUAACUUGUGAGCCUGUUACCAUAUUUAUGUCUAAUAUGUUUUAUUUUCUCUGAUUACAUCUCCUAUAUUGGGUAAUACACAUUUAAAGUUGACGAUAGGGGAGUUUAUUCAUGUCUAGAGGGCCCUAAUAAUGUUAAAAACCAUAUUUAGAGGAUUGUAAACAGGCUUUCUAUGCCAUAACAAUGAAAAUAUUUCAUAUAUCAAUUUUGAAUCCUACCGCUGUCAGGUCUGGAACCAAUGAACUGCAGUAAACGAGGGAUUGCUGUCAUUUCAUGGGAAUAGUUGAAAUAUUUGGUAUAAAUUUAGAAUGUUCAGGAAAAAAAGUGGUAGUCCUUCACAACACAAAGAAUAAAGAUGCAACUUUUGGAAAAUUAUGUCGGAAAAAGUUACAUUUUGAGAAUUAAAUCAAACUAUUUUGAGAU
Messenger RNA from Dunckerocampus dactyliophorus (ringed pipefish), 3409 nucleotides. It is a transcript of the gene tmem53, whose product is annotated as transmembrane protein 53. Bases 56 to 994 code for a protein of 312 amino acids. The record is from RefSeq and is a predicted model, not a curated record. The transcript has 3 exons. Lineage: Eukaryota; Metazoa; Chordata; Actinopteri; Syngnathiformes; Syngnathidae.